Molecule: messenger RNA, 1384 nt
Organism: Desarmillaria tabescens
Lineage: Eukaryota; Fungi; Basidiomycota; Agaricomycetes; Agaricales; Physalacriaceae
Exons: 3
Coding region: 359-1102 (247 amino acids)
Source: RefSeq, a predicted model, not a curated record
GGGGUCAUGACAACACUGACGCAACCUGACCCUGUGAAGCUAUGGUCCGACGGCUAUAAGGCAUAACGCGUAACACCCCGUGAAGCUACGGUCGAAAUAGAACAGUACUGUGAACUUCGCCGACUCAUAGGGAAUAAGAUAAUGUAAAGGAAACAAGGUAAAGCAGACAGAGUGCAACUACUACCGCUACUAACGCAAUGAUUUGGCAUGAUGACGGAACCUUGGCCGAUUUCCCGCUGGGUCUGAGAUGUUGUUUCAGCCGCUGAGCCAUUAGUUCUUCGUAGCCCUGCUGAGGUCUUAGAUGACGACAGAUUGUCUCACUACUAUGAUAUAACCCCCUCGCUCAAGCUAUAACAGCAUGCCCGAGUUGAACGAUACUCACUACCAACGCAUGUAUGACACCUACUGGAUGCAUCCAGAUGUCCAGAUAUUUCAGAAAAGUCAAACAACAAAUCAGAUCCGUUGGCUAUUCGAAGACCCCAGUGGAUUCAUGGAAGCAGCGUUCGGUAUACCGACAGCGAUUGUUUCCGAGGAAUAUAUCAAGGCAGCAAACAUCGCCGUCGCUUUCACGACUCUUCAGCACAAAUCGGCAAUGGCAGAGACACCCCAUCUGAAUCCCUUCUCUCCACCUCGUAAUCCACUUAUUGGCUACAAUGAGUCACCAAUCAGCAUCGACCUUGCUUUUGUAUGCAAUGGAGAGCACGAAACAGGCAAAAGCAUUUGGCUAUUUCUUAUCCUCAUCUGGCGUCUGCAGUGCGGUCUACCCACAGGUUACGCUAGCUCUAGCGAGACGUGGUUUUUCUUUAACCAAGAAGGAGUAACGAAAGGUCCUUUAUACAGCGUUAUACUUCUCGACUAUCGCCGUCUCAGCGAUCGUUUGGGCAACAACCAUUGGUUCUUGGUCGACACCACCGAAGGCUGCUAUGAACGUGACAUGCCGAUGAAGCUUGCUUGGACGGGAUUUUACCUCGUACAAGUUACGUCCCAAACCAAGAUGGGCUGGACGCGCUGGAUGUACAAAAGCAAGCCCGAGGUAUUUAUCCAUACGAUGAAAUCAUUCCAUGCCAAUAUGCGAGGUGCUCCAGCUCAGAACCAGAAAUGAGUAGGCAGGUCAACUUAUAUUUUUAUAACGGCCGUCAUAUUCACCUAGUUCAAGGAUAAAACCAUGCAGGAUUUUGCUACUGUCAUAUGUAUGUACGUUAAUAUAAAAUGGCGUAAUAACACAAACUGCUGUGAAACGAAUGGAAUGUUCCAUAAUAAAGAUAGAAAAACGAAUGGAAUAAAUAAUAUAUUGCUAAUCUGUAUCGGAGAGCAUACCGAGAGUUGUCAAAAUUCCAUUAGGCUAGAAAAUAUGUCAGGCCGACGUCAGUGAAUGAGGUCCCUU